CCUUCUCCUUCUCAUAACACAAAACCCUUGUCUUCUAAAUUUUCAAUCUUUUUUCAUCUCUUACAAACACAAAAUUUCUUCUCUUACCAUAAAUAGAAAGUAAUUAAAAAUGGACCCAAAAAUAGUAGGAAUAUCAAAGAAAGUGUGGAAAAUAGUAAGAGUGGCUAUCUUCAUGAUAAAGAAAGGCUUAUGCAAGAGAAAACUACUCAUGGAUCUCAACAUGAUGAUGAAGCGUGGCAAACUCGCCGGAAAAGCCCUAGGAAACAUAAUGUUCCACCUCGACAACCACUUGUUUGCCUCCCAAGGCGGUGGCGGCGUUGGUGGUGGCCAUGAGGAGUACGAGUUUAGUUGCAGCAACACUCCGUCGUACCGCCACUACUUCACCAACAAAAGAAAAAACCACCGUCAACAAAACAAUAUUAAUAAUAAAGAUCAAUGUUUUUACAUGCCCUCCCCUUUACAAGGUGGUGAAAAUAAUGUUAGUCUAGAAGAUGUAAAUAACGUGUUAGAAAUGAUGUUACGUAAUGAAGAAACUAUUGGUGGUGGUUUUUCAGCCGCCGCUUCGCCGGCAUUUCCCGGUCGGAGUCCGGCGGUCCGGCAGCUAAGGAUUACGGAUUCGCCGUUUCCGGUACGGGAUAUGGAUCAAAACAACAACAACAAGCAUGUUGAUCAAGCUGCUGAGGAUUUUAUCAAGAACUUCUAUUCUCAACUUAGGCAACAAAAAUAGGGUUAAACUUGUUUUUUGAACACAUUUGAAAAUUUUUGUUGUUGCUAAUUUGCAAAGCAAAGUAGCAAAAUAUUAUAUAGGUUUUUCUUUUUUAGAACUUUGUAUUGUAUGGAAUUAUGACAUUAAUUAAAAAAGAAAUUGUAGUAUUUUAUUUUCAUGCGCAA
Spinacia oleracea (spinach) is the source of this 891-nucleotide messenger RNA. RefSeq lists its product as uncharacterized. The coding region runs from base 110 to 727 and encodes 205 amino acids. The record is from RefSeq and is a predicted model, not a curated record. The transcript has a single exon. NCBI's taxonomy places the organism in Eukaryota, Viridiplantae, Streptophyta, Magnoliopsida, Caryophyllales, Amaranthaceae.